GGGUUUCACAGAAGAGAUGACAAAACUCAGCCUUAAAGGCUGAACAUGCGUUUGUAAGAUUGCCAAGCUGGAGCAGAGAGGAUAAAAACUGUUGCCGAGAAAGGAGAGGAUCGUAGCCACUGGAAUUGGUAUCUCCAGAGUCGGGGCCCAAGAAGGGCUGGUAAAUUUGGGCAGCAUGACCUUGGACUGUCAGGAGUGAGGCGCGGGGGGGUCAGAGAUGCAACGGCGUGCUGCACAAAGGAGUCAGAGAGGGUCCGCUGCGUCCUGGCUGAGGUUUGUGUGUUACUCCAGGUUUUAAAGCAGGAGAGUGACAAUUUCAUGUUUAGGGUUUAGAAAGUCUACUCCAGUGUCAGUGUAGAGGGUGAAACAGGAGGAGCCUGGAGGCCGUCGAGGGAUCUGCCUGGGCACAGCUUGUCCUGGAGUCCCUGCCUGGGAAGGGGAUGAAGAACAGCUGCACAGGUGGACUUGGCUGCACAGGUGGACUCGGCUACACAGGUGGACUCGGCAGGAUUUCGUGGCUUCUUGGGUACAGAGGGUUACACGAGAGGAAUGUGACCUCGGGUCCCACCACCCACUGAGGUUCUGAACGAGUGUGGAGAGGGAGGAGUGUUUUUGGAGGAAGCCUUAAAUCUGGGGUGUGGCCCUGGAGGAGGAAGUGGAUUGAGCCACCACCGAAGGAUUGAGAGAAGUCCUCUUGGCGAAAUACCCAGCUUAUUGGCUCUUGUCUUUCCAGUCUUGCUCCUUUGUCUUCCACUUCCACUUCCAGUCAUUUGUCCGGAGUUCAGGAUUAACUGCCUUGUUUUUCUGCAUGAGUGGCCCCAUCUUGGACUAACUGAUGCCGGGAAGAUGUUACUGGAAUCCGGAUUCUUGUUCACACAGUCGAGGAAUGAACUCCGCGAACACACAGGCUCUAGACCAAGAUAGAACAGCCUUACAGAAAGUUAAGAAGUCCGUAAAAGCAAUAUAUAAUUCCGGUCAAGACCAUGUACAAAAUGAAGAAAACUAUGCACAAGUUCUUGAUAAGUUUGGGAGUAAUUUUUUAAGUCGCGACAACCCAGAUCUUGGCACCGCUUUUGUCAAGUUUUCUACUCUUACAAAGGAGCUGUCCACACUGCUGAAAAAUUUGCUCCAGGGUCUGAGCCACAACGUGAUCUUCACCUUGGAUUCCUUGUUGAAAGGAGACCUGAAGGGAGUCAAAGGAGAUCUCAAGAAGCCAUUUGACAAAGCUUGGAAAGAUUAUGAGACAAAGUUUACAAAAAUCGAGAAGGAGAAAAGGGAGCAUGCCAAACAGCACGGGCUCAUCCGCACGGAGAUCACCGGAGCCGAGAUCGCGGAAGAAAUGGAGAAGGAGAGGCGCCUCUUUCAGCUCCAGAUGUGCGAAUAUCUCAUUAAAGUUAAUGAAAUCAAGACCAAAAAGGGUGUGGAUCUGCUGCAGAAUCUGAUAAAGUAUUAUCACGCACAGUGCAAUUUCUUUCAAGAUGGCUUGAAAACGGCUGAUAAAUUGAAGCAGUACAUUGAAAAACUGGCUGCUGAUUUAUAUAAUAUCAAACAGACCCAGGAUGAAGAAAAGAAGCAGCUGACUGCGCUCCGAGACUUAAUCAAGUCCUCUCUUCAACUCGAUCAGAAAGAAGAUUCCCAGAGCCGGCAAGGAGGGUACAGCAUGCACCAGCUCCAGGGCAACAAGGAGUAUGGCAGUGAGAAGAAGGGGUACCUGCUGAAGAAGAGUGACGGGCUCCGGAAAGUGUGGCAGAGAAGGAAGUGCUCCGUCAAGAACGGGAUUCUGACCAUCUCCCAUGCCACGUCCAACAGGCAGCCAGCAAAGCUGAACCUUCUCACCUGUCAGGUGAAACCGAACGCCGAGGACAAGAAGUCUUUUGACCUGAUAUCACAUAAUAGGACGUAUCACUUUCAGGCAGAAGAUGAGCAGGACUACGUGGCGUGGAUCUCCGUGCUGACGAACAGCAAAGAGGAGGCCCUGACCAUGGCCUUCCGUGGAGAGCAGAGCACCGGGGAGAACAGCCUGGAAGACCUGACGAAAGCCAUCAUCGAGGACGUCCAGCGGCUCCCGGGGAACGAGGUCUGCUGCGACUGUGGCUCGUCAGAACCCACCUGGCUUUCAACCAACUUGGGUAUUCUGACGUGUAUAGAAUGUUCCGGCAUCCAUAGGGAAAUGGGGGUUCAUAUUUCUCGCAUUCAGUCUUUGGAACUAGACAAAUUAGGAACUUCUGAACUCUUGCUGGCCAAGAAUGUAGGAAACAAUAGUUUUAAUGAUAUUAUGGAAGCAAAUUUACCCAGCCCCUCACCAAAACCCACCCCUUCAAGUGAUAUGACCGUACGGAAAGAAUAUAUCACUGCAAAGUAUGUAGAUCAUAGAUUUUCACGGAAGACCUGUUCAUCUUCAUCAGCUAAACUGAAUGAGUUGCUUGAGGCCAUCAAAUCCAGGGAUUUACUUGCACUAAUUCAAGUCUAUGCAGAGGGGGUAGAGCUAAUGGAACCGCUGCUGGAACCCGGACAGGAGCUCGGGGAGACGGCCCUCCACCUUGCCGUCCGAACUGCAGACCAGACAUCUCUCCACUUGGUUGACUUCCUGGUCCAGAACUGUGGAAACCUAGACAAGCAGACAGCGCUGGGGAAUACAGCUCUGCACUACUGUAGUCUGUACGGCAAACCUGAGUGCUUGAAGCUGCUUCUCCGGAGCAAGCCCACUGUGGACGUGGUUAACCAGGCUGGAGAGACUGCCCUGGACAUAGCAAAGAGACUGAAAGCCACCCAGUGCGAGGAUCUGCUUUCCCAGGCUAAAUCUGGAAAGUUCAAUCCACACGUGCACGUAGAGUAUGAGUGGAAUCUCCGGCAGGAGGAGAUGGACGAAAGCGAUGAUGAUCUGGACGACAAGCCGAGCCCCAUCAAGAAGGAGCGCUCGCCCAGACCUCAGAGCUUCUGCCACUCCUCCAGCAUCUCGCCCCAGGACAAGCUGUCGCUGCCGGGGUUCAGCACGCCAAGGGACAAACAGCGGCUCUCCUACGGCGCCUUCACCAACCAGAUCUUCGUCUCCACAAGCACAGACUCGCCCACAUCACCGACCACAGAGGCGCCCCCGCUGCCUCCUAGAAACUCCGGGAAAGGUCCACCUGGCCCACCUUCAACACUCCCUCUAAGCACCCAGACCUCUAGUGGCAGCUCCACCCUGUCCAAGAAGAGGCCUCCUCCCCCGCCACCCGGACACAAGAGAACCCUAUCCGACCCUCCCAGCCCACUCCCUCACGGGCCCCCAAACAAAGGCGCAGUUCCUUGGGGUAACGACGUGGGUCCAUCAUCUUCCAGUAAGACGGCAAACAAGUUCGAGGGCCUGUCCCAGCAGUCGAGCACUGCUUCUGCAAAGACUGCCCUUGGCCCAAGAGUUCUUCCUAAACUACCUCAGAAAGUGGCAUUAAGGAAAACAGAAACCAGCCAUCAUCUCUCCCUCGACAAAGCCGGCGUCCCGCCCGAGAUCUUCCAGAAAUCAUCCCAGUUGGCAGAGUUACCCCUGAAGCCACCACCUGGAGACCUGCCCCCGAAGCCCACGGAACUGGCUCCCAAACCCCAAAUUGGAGACUUGCCACCUAAGCCAGGAGAGCUACCCCCCAAGCCGCAGCUGGGUGACCUGCCCCCCAAGCCACAGCUCUCAGACUUGCCACCCAAGCCGCAGAUGAAGGACCUGCCGCCCAAGCCACAGCUGGGAGACCUGCUGGCCAAACCCCCGGCAGGAGACGCCUCGCCCAAGGCUCAGCCCCUGGAGCUCACCCCCAAGUCACACCCGGCAGACCUGUCCCCAAACAUCCAGAAGCAAGCGUCCGAAGACGCCAGUGACCUGACGCCCACCCUGCCCGAGACACCUGUGCCGCUGCCCAGGAAGAUCAACACGGGGAAGAGUAAGGGGAGGCGAGUGAAAACCAUCUACGACUGCCAGGCCGACAACGACGACGAGCUCACCUUCAUGGAGGGCGAGGUGAUCGUGGUCACGGGGGAGGAGGACCAGGAGUGGUGGAUUGGACACAUCGAAGGGCAGCCUGAGAGGAAGGGGGUCUUUCCAGUGUCCUUCGUCCACAUCCUGUCCGACUAGCACCAGGCAGAACCUUGAGAUUGUCCGCCUCCGUCAUGCCAGACUGCUGCGUCCACUCCCCCUGCGCACACCGUGUAUAUAGCUGCUGUUACUGAACGGGGAGCUCGGAGGGGCCGCCUCAGGAGGGAACAGAGCGUGUGCUGUAAAUACCUGUGGUCUUCUGCCUUCGCCAGUAUUAGGGUAGCCUUGGGACCCGGUGCGCCUUACUGGUCUGCCAAAGCCAUCCUUGGCAUCUAGCACGUACAUCUCUCUCCUUGCUGUUUUCCAAGCAAACCAACAAAAACAGGAAUAUAGGAACUGCUGGCUUUGCAAGUAGAAGUGGUCUCCAGCCACCGUCGAAGGGCAUAGCAUUGACUCCCUGUCCCUCACAAUGCAGUAUUCUCCAUUGUGUUACUGAAAAUGCAACAUUAGCCAAGAGGUGGGUUCUGUUUUCCAGGUGAGACGUUUUGCUCCACGACAGACCAGCCUGUAGUUAUCUGUGUACACAGUUUACAGCUCCAAAAACCUCCUUCGGUAUUUAUUACAGAAAAGUGCUCAGUUAAAUGUAAGUGUUACUCCUUCAGCAAAAUCUCCACUGACCCAAAACCUUGGUGGCAUUUUGCAGUGCCCACAGCCUCGUGCAAGGUCAGACAAGUGGGUUUAUACUGUCUUAAGAGGAUGAGUGCCCGCCCCUGAGAUAUUACCUCAUUAUGCAAAAAUAACAUAUCCUUCAUAGCUAUUUUCACAGAAGUUUAAAACACAUCUGAUGAAGUUCAACUUUCAGGAACCAAGGACUGCCAGAAGCUGUUAGCCUCUACAUUAUGCAUGCAUUUAGAAGCUUACCUGAAAUCUGCCUUUUAUAAAGGAAUAGUGUGGUUAAGUUGAACUGUACUUUUUUAAACUCGAUUGCCAUUAAAGCAGAAAUUAUAAGGUUGCAA
Molecule: messenger RNA, 5016 nt
Organism: Phacochoerus africanus (Common warthog)
Lineage: Eukaryota; Metazoa; Chordata; Mammalia; Artiodactyla; Suidae
Gene: ASAP1
Product: ArfGAP with SH3 domain, ankyrin repeat and PH domain 1
Exons: 28
Coding region: 836-4099 (1087 amino acids)
Biological process (GO): positive regulation of GTPase activity
Cellular component (GO): cytoplasm
Molecular function (GO): protein binding; GTPase activator activity
Source: RefSeq, a predicted model, not a curated record